AUGUGGAUGGUAAUUGUUUUAAUAAGUGUAGCUGAAGCUAUUCGUCUAGCGGAGAAUGAAAAAUAUUCAUACCUUUCUUCCCCAGCGUCAUCAAAAUCUGUCGAUUGUGGGCUCAACGCCUACUGGGACGAUUGUCCCCCAGAUUAUCCACCGCAUCAGAACUGCUCUCUACUCUGGUCUGAGUUUGAAUGUGAACCUGACGAGAAUUACUGCUGCAGACCUGCUUGUCGAUGCGAAGAUGGAUUUUACAGAGACGAAUAUUUCAAAUGUGUUUCUUCAGAGCAUUGUAUCGCACGUUAUUAUAUUGACCAGUACGCUGUCACAGAAGUUGUUGAAGAGGUUGAAGAGCCAAACAAAUGUCCAGCCAAUGAGACAAUGGCGUGGUGUGUAGUCGACUGUGCGUACAAAUAUUGCCCCACUAAUGAUAGUCGAGCAGUAUCUCGCUGUCAAUCACCGAGGGGAAACUGCCCACAGGGAUGUGUGUGUCAGUGGAAUUAUAAGAGGUUGAGUGUUACAGACCGGAGAUGUAUUUUGGCUUCUGAUUGUCCCCCAGUGAAAUGCACCAGGCCGAACGAAGUGUGGAACCCUUGCCCCUCUCCAUGUUACAGAGAAAAUUGUAGAAACAGGCGUACAGAACCAAAGAUAUGUACUUAUAAAGGACUAAACACUUGUGAGCCAAGAUGCACCUGUAUCCAAGGAUAUUAUCGAGAUCAAUUCGAUGAUUGCAUCCCGGCUGCCGAUUGUGAUAAAACUACAUUUACGAGCGAUUUACGUGCCGAGUAGAAACACGCAAAAAAAUUAAUAUAAAUUUUUAUAAAACUUUCGUGUUUAUUCACAAAAUGGUUAUCACUCAUUACAGUAGGUGCGCGGAAUCCGGUGUUUAGUGCUUAUAAUAAUAAAAACAAAAAUGCUUCGACUUCAGUUUCGCGAGUGGAUACAGUGAGUGUGGUUUGUCGAAAAAAAGUAAGUGACACUGGUAACGCCACAAGUAAUCAAGGUGAAGGUAGUCGUCGACAGCGAAACAGAGUAGACAGAUAUGUCUGCUCUUAGACCUGUCUUCUGCCGCUGUCAAGUCAACCAAUAAUACAAUACAAACGACGCAGCGCGGUUUGUAUCUGAGAGCGCCCGCCGCGUGACGCGUACGGAUGUGUGCAUAGUUAGAUAAUGCAAAUGUGUGCAUUUGCAUAAUCUAAGGAUGUUCACUGUACUGGUUGUCUCAACUUUUCAUUAUUAAGCGAAUGUGUGCGUCCGUACAGAGCACGCGGCGGUUGUACACAUACAAUUUACGCUUAUCCUACAAUAUCGGGAAAAUAAAAAGAACUCAUACCGUGGUAAGAAACCUGUAAUUAGUGAUAAUCAUUUAAAAUGUAUUAACUCCAUAUAACAAUAAUUAAUGAUUUUUCAAUUACCAUGUAUUUUCUGAAAUCAAGCGGGAUUUCCUAAACAUGUUUCCAUCCAACAACUCGAUUUUAGCAUAACAAAGCUAUUUCCUUUUUUUUUAAUACCGUUUUAGCAGCAAUUCCUUGCUUAUUACAAAAAUUUGUUUUAAUAAAAUUGUUCCCUAGAACCGUAAUAUCGCCGUCAUUCAUGCAAAUAAUUGCGUUUUCAGUGACGAUAAACUGAUUUACUUUCCGAUUUUUUAUUGUUUUAAUUUUCAUAAACGAAUAUUUGAUGUUUUACGCGAACUUUUUUGGUUUACUAUACGCAUACUAUUAAUCUAAGUACGUUCAUUUGAAUGUAUAGUAAAUUAUUUAGUACAAUAAGUGGAAUUGUGGCCAGAAUUAACAAUAC
Hyposmocoma kahamanoa is the source of this 1791-nucleotide messenger RNA. RefSeq lists its product as uncharacterized. The record is from RefSeq and is a predicted model, not a curated record. Lineage: Eukaryota; Metazoa; Arthropoda; Insecta; Lepidoptera; Cosmopterigidae. The coding region runs from base 1 to 783 and encodes 260 amino acids. The transcript has 6 exons.